AUGGAUGAGAAUAAGGGAACCGUUAUUUUGAAGUCAUCGAACGAAUGGAGGAGAUGGUUAGAGCAGUUGAGAACAAAGGCGACGAAGGAACGAGUCUGGGAUUAUGUGAAUCCAUCCCCGUUACGGACACACGAGGUGGAACCGGCACCGGAGAAACCAGUUAAACCCCCUUUUCCAGACAGUAUAAUGCCGAAUCAGAACGAGGAUCCAGAAGUUGAGAAGCUUGCAUUGAUGCGCUUCCAAAUGGAAUUACAGUUAUAUGAGCAGCAUUAUCAACGGUAUAAGGACGAAAAGGCGAGGUACGAGAAGCACCAGGAACGAUUGGACGCGGUACGAUCGUAUAUAUUCGACACGGUUGAACUAGGCCACCAUCCCCGAAUUCGGAUGAAGCAAACCGUUCUCGAGAUGACACAGGAAUUGCGGGAGGAAUUUGCUCUGCAACCGGAGCAGGAGCAUGAACUGAUAAAUGAGAGAUAUAGAGAUUUGCUUACUCCGAAACGCGGCAUGAAGCCUAAAGACUGGAUCUCGAAAUGGGAGAAUCUGUUAUUGGAUAUGCAACUAACGGACUUCAAUGAGAUUCCAGAAAAGAGAAUGUCGAGGGACUUUAUUCGUUCAUCAGCUUUUAUUGCACCCAAGUUUGCUGAAUCAUGGACGACAACACUCAUCGAAUUGGAUACCGGACUGGAAGUAUUACAUAGGAAGAUUGGAUUAGACUCAGUACCAGGGAUUCGCGAUAUGAUAAAGAUUUUCGAACAAUGGGUCAAGGCACAACGCAACGUGAUGGACCCUACUCGACGUGAUGCAUCAUUCGCGAUGUUAGGCGGUAAAUCGGAUCAGCCUGAGAAGGAAGAAGAACAAAAAGGGACUCAGCAAUCCAAUCAGCAGACUAAUCAUCAAUCAAGAUCACAACGGAAAGGACAAUCGAGAAACAGAGAAAGAACGUGUCUAUGUGGAGCAAAGCACAACUUUGAGGAUUGCCCAUAUGUCAAUGAAGGAAAAAGAUCAAAGGAUUGGAAAGAAGAUGAGGAUAUUACCAGAAAGUUCAAAGAUGUGGAACGCAGUAAUACAUCGCUGGCGAAGGCACUUAAGGCAGUCAAAGGGAAGCUUAAACCGACAAAUUCAACCAAUAAAAAGGAAUCUGACGACGGCAAGAAGGACAACGAACCGGAAAGAUCGAACUUUGUAUAUGAUGAGGACGAAGUUCAGAUAUCGAUAGGUCCGCGUUUUGAACGAUCAAGCAUGGCAAUACAAGUUCAAACAAUAGCGACAGCCACAGAUUCAGACAAAGACCUCAAGGAUGCAGUUAUUUUGGAUAACGGUACAACGACUAACAUCUUCAAUGACUUAAGACGGCUUCGCAAUAUGGGAAAUGAAGAACGAAUCUGUCUUGUUGGAAAUGGCUCAGUAAAGAUGUAUGGACCAGGGGAAACGAUCAUCUAUCCAACGAAUCCGAUUAGCAGACAGGCAAAGAAAGGGAUAUUGGUGAAGGAGGCAUGGUAUGUUCCAGGAAUGCAUACCAACAUUAUCUCUCAAGGAAUGGCUGAGGAAUAUGGACUUUUCUUCAAUGGUUUGACCCGAAGAUUGGUGACAAAGAAACAAGAUAUUUGUGGACUGAAGAAGGAAGGAAGGCUUUAUCUGAUUGAAUGGGAUGAAAACCGGAAACCUAGGAGUUCUCUAGGAAACGACUUAGCACUUAGUUCUUUCGAGAGAAAAGUAUUGAAGGACCCUGGGAAUGUAUGGCACAAACGACUUGGACAUAUAUCGGAACAAGCCGUUGAGAAACUUCAGGAAGCAACGGAGGGUGCACUUGUCACUUCACCAAGGGCUUUAGGCAGGAAUGAAGAAGGAUUCAAGGAGAAAUGUGAGAUUUGCGAACUUUCCUCGGCAAAGAGACAAAUAAGCAGAGUGGCGAUACCACAUCCAACGCGACCGUUCCAAAAAGUAUUUGUCGAUAUCAUUGUUAUGAGCUUGGCAAGGAACGGAGAUGUGUAUGCACUUCAUCUAUUCGACCCUUUCACAAAAUACCACGCCUUGGCAACAACCCCAACGAAAUCGGUAAAUUUUGACUUGCAAUGGCUAAUUGAGGAUGUUAAACGAACAUUCCAUGUUGUGAUUGAAGUCAUACAUUGUGACGGCGAAUCAGCAAUCAAUGGAAAUGACUUCAAAGAUUGGUGCAAGUCAAAACGGAAAACCCUUGUGACAACAGUUCCUAAUACUCCAGAACAAAAUGGGCCAAGCGAGCGAGCUGGAGGACUUAUCACUACACGAACAAGAAGUGCGAUCCAGGAAGCAAACUUACCGACAGGAUUGUGGCCAUAUGUUAUGCAAGCGAUGGUUUAUAUCAUCAAUCGGACGCCCACAAAAGCAAUCGGUUAUAAGACUCCAUAUGAGAUGGCGUAUGGCAAGAAACCUUACAUUGGAAAUCUGUACUUGCUUGGAUCAAAGGCGUACGUGAGAAUCAACACCAAGAAAAGUGAGAAGAUGGAACCGAGGGCUCAAAUCGGAUAUCUCGUUGGAUACGAGUCUCACAAUAUUUGGCUAAUUUGGACAGAGGGACCACGAGGGACCAAGGUCAUUCGAGCAAGGGAUGUUUUUUUUGACGAAACGAAGAAGUAUGAUCCAGAACAUCCAUUUGCUAGAGAGAUUAUUAGGAACGGUGUGACAAAAAUCACAGAAUCAUUAGACAUACCGAACCUGGAGGACUUCAAUGAAGAACGAGUUGUGGAAUCAGUCGACGAAUAUAUGAAUUUGCAGCAAUCCUCCUCAAUGAAAUUUCCUCUGGAAAUCCCAGUAUUAGCUUCUGGAAACAGCCAGACAGUCACAACACAGCAACACAUACCAGAAAGCAUGGAAAUUGAUGAUCAACCUGUCAACGAGCCAACACAGUCUGUUGUGAUACACUCUGACAGCCAUUUGAUACCCAGCCCGUCAGCAUCCAGUUCGACAGAGUCGAUGCAAGGUCACCAGAUGUCAACGAGCAAGGAAUUGUUACUGGAAAAUCGAAUUAGUGAACAGAAUCAGGAUGACAAAAUGGAAAUCGACGACGUACGUGGCCAGCAAGAUAAUCAGUUAGUUCGAUUUGAUGACACUAAAAACGAAGUCACAUUGUACGGUGAUGAAUCCCAAUUUGGCGAAUCUGGGAGGGUGACUGGUGAGGAUAGUGGUGAGGAAGAAGCUCAACAGGAUGAAGGAGCAGAGCGAGAGAAUAUGGCUCUCACGGCCGGAACAACCACUAGUCCGAGUGGGCAGAUUCCCCAAAUAGGAAAUGAACAGACACCGCUGUUGCAAUUGACCAAUGAGGAAUCAAGAAAUCCUGACGUCACGUUACCUGAGCUACUACUAUCAACUACCCCGCAGCAAAGAAGCGCGCCAAAGGCCUCAGAAAUCGGAGCUGACCUCUCAGAGGGAAAUAUUGUGACAGGACCACGCCGAAGGAUUCCCUCUAAGCGUGCUCGAAGCCCAGAAAUAGCGACAUCUAAGGCGGAGAGGAAGAGGCACCGAGCUUUUUUCGCGAGAAUGAAGUUAUUGCAAGAGUCUUCAGCGUAUAAAGCGUUUUUGGCAGCCGCAGAGAAACUUGAUGGGUAUGAGCCGCUUCAUGAAGAUAUCCCACCAGAGCCCAGGAACUGGAUAGGCGUCAAAAGACACAGAUUUGCCAGGCAAUUUGAGGAAGCUGGGAGAACUGAGAUGGAGUCAUUAAAGAGAAAAGGCACAUUUGAAGUUGUCGACAGACCUGAAGGAAAGCAAAUCCUACCACUGACAUGGGUCUUCAAAUACAAAUUUGACAAAUUUGGGAAGAUUGCAAAGUUCAAAGCACGAAUUUGUGUUCGAGGAGACUUGCAAAAGGGUAUGGAUUUGGAAACACGAGCAGCAACGCUUGCGGCAAGAAUUUUUAGAAUGAUGAUGGCACUAGCUGCAGUUUUUGAUCUUGAGAUUGUACAACUUGAUGCAGUCAACGCUUUUGUUAACAGUGACCUGGAUGAAGAGGUAUACGUUUAUUUUCCAGAUGGCUUCAGAAUUCCCGGAAAAGUCAUACGAUUAAGGAAAGCGUUAUAUGGAUUACGACAAAGUCCGCGAUUAUGGCAAAAAGAGCUUACAGGAACGCUAUUGGAGCUUGGAUUUUCGCAAAUUCCAGAUGAAGAGAAAAAUCGACAAUCUCUCUUUGAGGAAAUUGUUAAGAAACUCACGAGCAAAUAUGAGAUUCGACAAAUGGAGAAAUUCGAGUGGUUCUUGAAUAUGCGAAUCGUACGGGAUAGAAAGCAGCGGAAGAUCUGGAUUUGUCAAGAUUCGUAUAUUACCAAGAUUGCUAAAAAGUUUGGGCUAACGCAAAACAAUACAAAGACACCAAUUUCCAUCGAUUUACAACCGUCAGAGAGUGAAGCCAUGAAUGAAGACAUUCACCUCUACCAAGAAUUGGUGGGAUCAGCAAUGUAUGCUGCAGUCAUGACCCGACCUGAUGUUGCAAAGCCAGUGAACGAACUUGCCAAAUUCACUACAAAUCCGUCAAAGGAUCACAUCCGCCAGAUUAAACGUGUCAUUGAAUAUCUCUAUAAUACACGAUUCCUCGCUAUCGAAUUCUCACCACCGGAAAACAGCGAUUCGGACGUUGCUAUAUGUGCUUCGGAUGCUUCUUUUGGAGACAACGCCGAUCGUACGAGCUCGGAGGCUUAUAUCUUCAGUUUAUACGGAGGUCCUGUCGACUGGCGUGCCACAAAGCAACGAUUAGUUACAACUUCAACUACCGAAGCGGAAUUAAGAGCGGCAACGGAAGCAGCAAUGAAGCUCUAUGUUUGGAAACGUGUAUUCAAGGCUAUUGGUUUCAAAACAGAUCGUGAGCUCUCUAUUCGGUGUGACAAUAAGCAAACCGUGCUACUCUUGACUAGGGAGGACCCUCAUUUUCGAACGAACUUACGACAUAUUGAUAUCUACCACCAUUGGCUACGGCAGGAGGUGCAAUGUGGCAGACUUCACAUUGAGUGGGUUCCUACAAAGGAAAUGAUUGCAGAUGGCCUUACCAAGGUGUUGAAAGGACAACAAUUCUUGGACUGGAGAAAACACCAAGGAUUAACAGAUAUAGCUCAUUUAGUGCAAGAAUGA
Molecule: messenger RNA, 5094 nt
Organism: Talaromyces stipitatus ATCC 10500
Lineage: Eukaryota; Fungi; Ascomycota; Eurotiomycetes; Eurotiales; Trichocomaceae
Exons: 2
Coding region: 1-5094 (1697 amino acids)
Biological process (GO): DNA integration
Molecular function (GO): nucleic acid binding
Source: RefSeq, a predicted model, not a curated record